ACCCGCCGCGGCUCGCCCGCACAGCCCAGCCUCAGCGCGGGCCGCAGCCACCCUAGACGCGGGCCCCGGCCCUUGUAAGCGCCGAGCCCGCCCGGCGCGGAACCCAGGCGGGUCCAGGCUGGGCGCUUGUACGCACGGGCCGCCGCCGCCGCUGUGGUUCGAUACCCUCUAGCACCGGGGAGGACGCGCUGGACUCGCUCCUCAUCAGCCUCAGUGCUUGGUGUGCUCCCCAGUGCCGGAGCAUCCAGAAUCCUGUCAGCGCCGGAGCAUCCUGCUCAGGGCUCGGUGUUCUCUGCGCUCAGCAUCCUCCUCGGAGCUCAGCAUCCUCCUUCCGUUCCUCGGCAGCGCCCGGGCCCGGUCCCCACCCGCUCGCACCCCACCCGCGGGAAGGAGGCCUCGGGAAUGCAGGGGAGUGGCUGUGGGGGCGCGUCGCCGCUUGGCCAGCCCCUCUGCCCAAACACGGGCUGCUCCCCAUUGUAGAAGCUGCGCCGAGAGAAGGAGGACGGGAGUGCUGCUCCCUGCGCGGGGCUGCAGGAAAUCUCAGCGUGCUGAAGCCCGGGCAUCCUUUUAGGGUGGGGCGGGGAGGGCCCUGGCUUUUGGGGAGUGGACCUGGAGGAGGACUGGAGCAGGGAAAGGACUCUGUAGCGGACUCGGUGAGAGACUAUGGGGAAGGACCAGGAGCUGCUGGAAGCUGCUCGUACUGGCAAUGUGGCUCUGGUGGAGAAACUCCUAUCUGGUAGGAAAGGAGGAAUCCUGGGCGGUGGAUCCGGACCUCUGCCCCUGUCUAAUCUGCUAAGCAUCUGGCGAGGUCCCAAUGUGAACUGCACAGACAGUUCGGGUUACACCGCUUUACACCACGCAUCCUUAAAUGGACAUAAGGACAUAGUUCUCAAACUGCUUCAGUACGAGGCAUCCACCAACGUAGCAGACAACAAGGGUUACUUCCCCAUUCACCUGGCUGCCUGGAAAGGAGACGUGGAGAUUGUGAAGAUUCUCAUCCAUCAUGGGCCUUCCCAUUCCAGAGUCAAUGAACAGAACAAUGAGAACGAAACCGCCCUCCACUGUGCAGCGCAAUACGGACACUCGGAAGUAGUUGCGGUUCUUCUAGAGGAGCUCACGGACCCCACGAUUAGGAACAGCAAACUCGAAACACCGCUGGACUUGGCGGCACUCUACGGGCGACUGAGGGUGGUGAAGAUGAUCAUCAGUGCACACCCAAACUUAAUGAGCUGUAACACUCGGAAGCACACACCGCUCCACCUAGCAGCCCGCAAUGGUCACAAGGCCGUGGUCCAGGUGCUGCUGGAGGCGGGGAUGGACGUGAGCUGUCAAACAGAAAAGGGGAGUGCUCUUCACGAAGCGGCUUUGUUUGGGAAGGUGGAUGUGGUGCGAGUUCUGUUAGAAACAGGAAUUGAUGCCAACAUAAAGGACAGUUUAGGUAGAACUGUCUUAGACAUUCUGAAAGAGCACCCGUCCCAGAAGUCUCUCCAGAUUGCAACGCUCUUGCAAGACUAUUUGGAAGGUGCAGGAAGGUCAGGGGUCGUGGAAGAGCAUGCUCAGGAAGAUACAACACAAGAGACACACCUUUCAUCUCCUGCUGAGUCUCCUCAAAAGACUAAAAGUGAAACUGUCACUGGAGAACUAUCCAAACUCCUCGAUGAAAUAAAACUCUGUCAAGAAAAGGAUUAUUCCUUUGAAGAUUUGUGCCAUACAAUCUCAGACCACUACUUAGAUAAUUUGAGCAAGAUUUCAGAGGAAGAGCUUGGGAAAAAUGGAAGCCAGAGUGUAAGAACUUCAUCUACAAUAAAUUUGUCACCAGGAGAAGUAGAAGACGAAGAGGAGGAUCCAAACUCUUGUGGGCCCACAGGACUCUGGGAAGCGUUAACGCCUUGUAACGGAUGUAGGAACCUUGGCUUUCCCAUGCUUGCACAGGAGUCUUAUCCAAAGAAGAGGAAUUACCCCAUGGAAAUCGUACCAUCUGCUUCUCUGGACACAUUCUCUUCGGAAAACGAGAACUUCCUUUGUGAACUCGUGGACACAGCUGUUACAAAGAAACCCUGCUCCUUAGAAAUCGCAAGGGCACCUUCUCCUCGAAAUGAUAAUGGCUCUGAGGUAGCAAUUACUGCUCCAGGAACUAGUCACCAUAGAAACAGCUCUACAGGCCCAACACCUGACUGCUCACCUCCAUCCCCCGACACUGCCCUAAAAAAUAUUGUAAAAGUUAUCCGACCUCAGCCAAAACAACGAACAUCUAUUGUGUCUUCUCUGGAUUUCCAUCGAAUGAAUCAUAACCAAGAGUACUUUGAAAUCAGCACAUCUACAGGGUGUACCAGCUUUACAUCCAGCCCUCCAGUUAGCCCACCCACCUCUUCUGUGGAAACCACAGAAGUCAAGAACGAGGGAGCUGAACACACAGAUGUCCUCUCUCAGCAGGAAGAUGAUGAACCCCCAAAAGAGUAUGAUGCUGGGCAAUUCGCAGGCCUUCUCCAUGGAUCCUCUCCAGCCUGUGAGUCUCCUGAAAAUCCGUUUCAUCUGUAUGGGAAAAGAAAUCAAUGUGAAGAUGGACAAGAUGAAGCCAAUUUGGCAAACAGUCCUUUGCCUUUCAAACAGACUCCAAUAGAAAACAACCCAGAGCCUUCGGUGAAGAAAAUUAAACCCAAAGUGGUCAGUAGAACAAUUUUCCACAAAAGAAGCCACCAACUUGAGAACCAUACCAUCGUUGGCACAAGAAUGUCUAGGAGUGGAUCCCGCAAUGGCGAAUGGGGUGUGAAUACAGGGGGCUUUGUGGAGAGAGCGUGUACUCUAGGGAGAAUAAGGUCAUUGCCUAAAGCCCUGAUCGACAUGCAUUUAUCCAAAAAUGUCUCCAAGUCUGAUUCUGAUCUUAUUGCCUACCCUUCCAAGGACAAAGCGAGAGUUAACUGGAGCAAGUCAUCAACUGCGGAGCACAGUUCCAAAGAUAAUUCUGAAAGAACACCUUCCUUCACAUCUGAAUGGGAAGAAAUCGACAAAAUAAUGAAUUCGAUUGACGUUGGAAUCAACAGGGAACUUGAAGGGAUGAACGGACCCAGAUGCCCUGUCCAAACAGUGGGACAAUGGCUGGAAAGCAUUGGGCUACCUCAGUACGAGAACCACCUGAUGGCUAAUGGAUUUGACAAUGUACAGUUUAUGGGAAGCAAUGUUAUGGAAGAUCAGGAUUUGUUGGAAAUUGGAAUCCUUAACUCUGGUCACAGACAGAGAAUUCUACAGGCGAUCCAGCUCCUUCCAAAGAUGAGGCCCAUUGGCCAUGAUGGCUACCAUCCCACCUCUGUAGCUGAGUGGCUGGACUCCAUUGAGCUGGGUGACUACACCAAAGCCUUCCUCAUCAAUGGCUACACGUCGAUGGACCUGUUGAAAAAGAUCUGGGAGCUUGAACUAAUUAAUGUUUUAAAAAUCAGUUUGAUUGGCCACAGGAAACGCAUCUUGGCAUCCCUGGGAGAUAGACUGCACGACGACCCUCCACAGAAGCCCCCUCGGUCCAUCACCCUUAGGGAACCCAGUGGUAAUCACACUCCUCCUCAGUUGUCUCCAUCACUUAGCCAAAGCACUUACACCACUGGUGGCUCCCUAGACGUUCCUCACAUUAUCAUGCAGGGCGAUGCAAGGAGGAGAAGAAAUGAAAACUACUUUGAUGAUAUUCCCCGAUCAAAGCUGGAGAGGCAGAUGGCUCAGACAGGGGACUGGGGAGAACCUUCCAUCACCUUGCGACCUCCUAAUGAAGCCACAGCCUCAACUCCUGUCCAGUACUGGCAGCAUCACCCAGAAAAACUCAUCUUCCAGUCAUGUGACUACAAAGCCUUUUAUUUAGGUUCUAUGCUGAUAAAAGAGCUGAGGGGAACAGAAUCAACACAGGAUGCUUGUGCAAAGAUGAGGGCUAACUGUCAGAAGUCUACAGAGCAAAUGAAGAAAGUCCCUACUAUCAUUCUUUCCGUCUCAUAUAAAGGAGUCAAAUUUAUCGAUGCAGCAAAUAAGAACAUAAUCGCCGAGCAUGAAAUUCGUAAUAUCUCCUGUGCUGCCCAGGACCCAGAAGACCUCUCAACAUUUGCUUAUAUCACAAAAGAUUUGAAGUCCAACCACCACUACUGUCAUGUGUUUACUGCCUUUGAUGUGAAUUUAGCCUAUGAAAUCAUCCUAACGCUGGGACAGGCAUUUGAGGUCGCUUACCAGCUAGCUCUACAAGCAAGAAAAGGGGGCCAUUCCUCCACGCUUCCAGAAAGCUUUGAGAACAAGCCCUCGAAACCCAUCCCAAAGCCCCGAGUUAGCAUUCGAAAGUCAGUGGCUCCGCAGACAUCCUGUCCCAACAGGCUGGUAUGACUUCAAAGCGGCCGCCUCUGGUAGUAGCUACACCCCAAAGCUGGAAGGCUCCCAGCCAGCUUCCCAUCUGCUCUCUGUUCCAGCUACCAUCCUGCAUCCUAGAAUCUCUGGGAUUGGCACCGGGCAGGCCCCCAGAAUGCGUUGCCCCCUCACCCCGCAAUCUUUCCAUCUGCUGCAUUCUCCUCCUCCUCCCACCAUCAGCUCUCAGCCUCUCCGUGUCAUGAGGAAAUAGACAUUUUUAACCUCCAAAGAGAGGUUCCUUCCUUGGGAUGAUGUGGCUUCUCUGGAUUACACCUCUGGGGUCCCUCUCCUGUCUCUGCUCUUGGUAACCUCAGCACCCAUGGGAUGAUCCCUCAGCAUCUGGCCUCUUCAAGUCCCUGACCAUUGUCCUCCUGCAUCCCAGAAGGCCUCCGCUGAUUGGUCAUUCAUUACCAGCGGCUGCUUCACCUCUCAAAACCCACAGUACACUCCUACCCCAGACCCUCCUGCCUCAGUACCUCCCCAGCCCACCCACCCCCCCGCUCCCUAUGCCCAGUCGUUGACACAUCCCAGAACCCUAGAAAUGUCUAUCCAGUUUGUUUCUAAGCAUCUCUGCCUUCAGGUUUAGCCAAUGCAGAUCCUUGCUUCUCCACCCCCAUCCCCAGCCCAGCAAAUGACACAACACUUCACCGUGCUGCUUGUCGGCAAAGUUCCUAGGGCAUCUCGAUUGCUGUUAUACCCAUACCUCCACAUCCAGCCCAUGAACAGACACCAAUCUUUGCUCCCCUCAAACACACCUCCAGUCUGCCUACCCUUCUCUACUUCUUCCAUCACCCCUCUAAUCCAAGCCCAGUGCACACCCCUCUCAGUGACUCCCUUUCUUCACAUACCAAAAAAACAUGGCACCCUAAAAAAUCCCAAACCUAAUCUGCCAUCACACUCGGUCAUGCCCAGGCCCUCCAUUCCUUGCGUAUGUACUGCUCAGUCCCACUGGAGUCUUUUUCACCUCCUCUGAUGCCCGAAUUCUGCAUGACUCCGUGGUAUUAUUCAGGUUUUAGCUGCAUGAAGGUCUUCCAAACCAGGGUAGAUGCCUGGUCACAUUGUAGCCCCUCUUCAUUCUGUGUAGUAUUGAUUGAGCUUAUUUCUGCCUCUCUUCCUGCACAAAAAUAUCUGCACCCAUGAAGUACACUGACAUGCUGUCACCCCAGGGCCACAGCAGCACUCACCACAAACCUGCGGUUAAAGACAUGAGGUGGUUUGGGUGGACCUAACGAAUAUGUCUUUGAGUAUGAUUAUUAGGCUUCUGAGUGUCCAGGAAUGCACAGCAUGUUUGUGGGGAUUGUCACUUAAGCUGCUGUAUUCCUUCUCGUGUGGGCUGAAUAAGUCUGUUCACGGCGCGCACCUCCUUCCAGCUUUACUGCGGUCCUCAUAGACAGACUCCUUCCAGAGGAGUACAAAGGCUUUGUUGCCAUAAGGGCUCAUAGAAUAUUCAUCUAGACGCCCUCUCUGGGAACUAGGAGAGUACACAGUCUACCUGACUCCGGAUGCAGGCCCUCACCAGGCUUCAGAAUUCCCUUUUCCUCAGCUCUGGUUGUUUACUGUUAGGAAACACACAGUGCUCUUUCUAAAAGCCCUUCCCUCGGUCCUACGAAGACACUGUGGAAAACGUGACAGAAGGCAACCCAAUAGGCAAACAUAGGCUCAGGCCCUGAAGCCUCCAGCAGGCAAAAAAAAAAAAAAAAAAAGGCUGGUAGAGGAAGACUGAGCAGGCUUUCCAGAAACUCCUCGGCCCAAUUCACAGAGCCAAGUAGAUGAUGGCCAAAGGAUGAGCAAGCCAUUGGGGAAAGAGCUUAACUGAGGCCCGUCAGAGCUCAGACCUUUGCCACUGCCCAGGGAAUGACAUGCUUGGCUUUAUAUAAAGCCCAAGGACAUCUAAACCCAGGACAGAGUCUGCCAAGGCCCAGCCUGACAGGCCGUUGCUGACCUCUCCCCUUCCUCUGGCUCCGGUACGUCCCUCUCUGCCACUUUCCCCUCCCCCUGAGAUCUGUCCCUGCUUUCUGUCCACCUCAGUACCUUUCUUAUCCAGGCUGAGCACUCAUUGUCUGACCAGCAUUUAUUGACUGUACAAUUAUUUAUUGUAUGCCUGCUUUGCAUUGGGCCGCCAAGAGUUUUCCCAGGUUUGAAUAGCAAUAAAGUUUACAAAACCCCA
Mastomys coucha (southern multimammate mouse) is the source of this 6538-nucleotide messenger RNA. RefSeq names its product ankyrin repeat and sterile alpha motif domain containing 1B (gene Anks1b). Gene Ontology annotation, cellular component: cytosol. The record is from RefSeq and is a predicted model, not a curated record. The transcript is spliced from 26 exons. NCBI's taxonomy places the organism in Eukaryota, Metazoa, Chordata, Mammalia, Rodentia, Muridae. Gene Ontology annotation, molecular function: protein binding. Bases 664 to 4350 code for a protein of 1228 amino acids.